Pipistrellus nathusii (Nathusius's pipistrelle) is the source of this 1974-nucleotide messenger RNA. Lineage: Eukaryota; Metazoa; Chordata; Mammalia; Chiroptera; Vespertilionidae. The record is from the annotation of a GenBank genome assembly.
AUGAGGCUGAAGAUCGGGUUCAUCUUACGCAGUUUGCUGCUGGUGGGGAGCUUCCUGGGGCUGGUGGUCCUCUGGUCCUCCCUGUCCCCGCGCCUGGACGACCCGAGCCCGCUGAGCAGGAUGAGGGAAGACAGAGAUGUCAAUAACCCCAUGCCUAACCGAGGAGGCAAUGGACUAGUUCCUGGGGAUGACAGAUUCAAACCUGUGGUACCCUGGCCUCAUGUUGAAGGAGUAGAAGUGGACUUAGAAUCUAUUAGAAGAAAAAACAAGGCCAAAAAUGAACACGAGCACCAUGCUGGAGGAGAGAACCAGAGAGACAUAAUGCAGAGGCAGUAUCUCACUUUUAAGCCUCAGACAUUCACCUACCGGGAUCCUGUGCUACGCCCCGGGAUCCUCGGUAACUUUGAACCCAAAGAACCUGAGCCUCACGGAGUGGUUGGUGGCCAUGGAGAGAAUGCCAAGCCAUUGGUUUUGGGACCAGAACUCAAACAUGCAGUUCAAGCCAGCAUUAAAGAGUUUGGAUUUAACAUGGUGGCAAGUGACAUGAUCUCCCUGGACCGCAGCGUCAAUGACCUCCGGCAAGAAGAGUGCAGGUAUUGGCACUACGAUGAGAACCUGCUCGUUUCCAGCGUUGUCAUUGUCUUCCAUAAUGAAGGCUGGUCAACCCUCAUGAGAACAGUCCACAGUGUCAUUAAAAGGACCCCAAGGAAAUAUUUAGCAGAAAUUGUAUUAAUUGAUGAUUUCAGCAAUAAAGAACACUUAAAAAAACAACUGGAUGACUAUAUUAAACAGUGGAAUGGUCUAGUAAAGGUAUUUCGAAAUGAGAGAAGAGAAGGUUUAAUUCAAGCACGAAGUAUUGGUGCCCAGAAGGCUAAACUUGGGCAGGUUUUGAUAUACCUUGAUGCCCACUGUGAGGUAGCAGUUAACUGGUAUGCACCACUUGUAGCUCCCAUUUCUAAGGACAGAACCACUUGCACUGUGCCGAUCAUAGAUGUCAUAAAUGGCAACACAUACGAAAUUGUGCCCCAAGGGGGUGGUGACGAAGAUGGGUAUGCCCGAGGAGCAUGGGAUUGGAGUAUGCUCUGGAAACGGGUGCCUCUGACCCCUCAAGAGAAGAGAAUCAGAAAGACAAAAACUGAACCAUAUCGGUCCCCAGCCAUGGCUGGUGGGUUAUUUGCCAUUGAACGAGAGUUCUUCUUUGAACUGGGUCUGUACGAUCCUGGUCUCCAGAUCUGGGGUGGUGAAAACUUUGAAAUCUCAUACAAGAUAUGGCAGUGUGGCGGCAAACUACUGUUUACCCCUUGUUCUCGUGUGGGACAUAUCUACCGUCUUGAGGGCUGGCAAGGGAACCCUCCGCCCAUUAAUGUUGGCUCUUCUCCAACUAUGAAGAAUUAUGUUAGAGUUGUUGAGGUCUGGUGGGAUGAAUAUAAAGACUACUUCUAUGCCAGUCGUCCUGAAUCCAAGGCGUUAGCAUAUGGGGAUAUCUCUGAGCUAAAAAAAUUUCGAGAAGAUCACAACUGCAAAAGCUUCAAAUGGUUCAUGGAAGAGAUCGCUUAUGAUAUCACCUCACACUACCCUUUGCCACCCAAAAACAUUGACUGGGGAGAAAUCAGAGGCUUUGAAUCUGCUUACUGCAUCGAUAGCAUGGGAAGGACGAAUGGAGGCUUCGUUGAACUAGGACCCUGCCACAGGAUGGGAGGCAACCAGCUUUUCCGAAUCAAUGAAGCAAAUCAACUCAUGCAGUAUGACCAGUGUUUGACAAAAGGGCCUGAUGGAUCAAAAAUCAUGAUUACACACUGCAACCUGAAUGAAUAUAAGGAAUGGCAGUACUUCAAGAACCUGCACAGGUUUACUCACAUUCCUUCUGGCAAGUGCUUAGACCGCUCGGAUGUCCUCCAUCAAGUGUUCCUCUCCAAUUGUGACUCCAGUAAAAUGACUCAGAAGUGGGAAAUGAAUAACAUCCAUAGUGUUUAA